Molecule: messenger RNA, 3027 nt
Organism: Malassezia restricta
Lineage: Eukaryota; Fungi; Basidiomycota; Malasseziomycetes; Malasseziales; Malasseziaceae
Product: pre-mRNA-splicing factor SYF1
Exons: 1
Coding region: 1-3027 (1008 amino acids)
Biological process (GO): generation of catalytic spliceosome for first transesterification step; mRNA splicing, via spliceosome
Cellular component (GO): U2-type catalytic step 2 spliceosome; Prp19 complex; post-mRNA release spliceosomal complex
Molecular function (GO): protein binding
Source: RefSeq, a predicted model, not a curated record
AUGUCAACCAGUACCAAUAGUGCUAAUAAUGAAGUGAUCGAUCGGAUUGCUGAAAAUUUUCCGCUUACUUUUCCUAUACCGUCACCUUCAACACAUGAGGACCUAAUUCCCUUUGAUGACUUGGUAUUUGAGCAAGAACUACUCCGAAACCCGGAUAACAUACGGACAUGGAUGGAUUAUAUAUCUCACGUGGAAGAGACAAACUACCGUAAAAGGCCCAUACCAGACCCAGAAAUGUCAUCAGACGGCGUAAAGUUGCUUGGAUUCUUAAGUGAUAAGGCGCUUCGCUUAGCUUUGCAAAGGACUGUUGGUUUAUACGAACGCGCAUUAUCUGUAUUCCCCACAUCAUAUAAACUAUGGCGGCGAUACUUGAGCGCACGCGCUUUUUUCGUGCUUGGUGAACCACAUGAUGGAUCAGCUGGGCGCCGCCAACGCCUGUUACAGACCACAAACCCAUCGUUGGAAAUGGGUCCUGCUUUGCUUGACAUGCGGCGUGAAGAGGAAUUACAGGAAUAUUGGCAUUUUGCGCUGGACGGAACACUUGGAUGGAAAGAAUGGCGUAGUCUCGCUGCUGCAUAUGAACGCGCGUUACAAUGGCUUCCUAACAUGCCCCGCAUCUGGCUCGAUUAUCUGACACUCUUUGUACACCCUGCAUGUUCUCCCAUUUUGUCAAAAACGCAUGCUCGACGCACUUUCGACCGAGCACUGCGUACAUUGCCGGGCUCUUUGCACCUCCGUGUCUGGAAGCUUUAUCUUCGAUGGGCUGAACUCUGCUGUGGUGAGACGGCUCGAGCAGUAUGGCGUCGUUAUUUGAGCGUUGAUCCAAGUCUGUCAGAACAAUACUGUACCAUGUUACUUGAAAUGCCAGACGAACCUUGCUACUCCGAUGGAUCGAAAAAUGCCUUGCAAUCUUCUUCGAAAAGUGAUGACGAGGACGAGGACGAUGAUACGUUGAGUCCUGCCAAAAAAAGUCGAGUUCUUGAAGCAGCAAAACUGAUGCUGAUUCUAGCAAGAAAGGCUUGGCAUGGUGAAUAUACGAGCCCGAAUGGAAAGAGCUCUUAUCAUCUCAUACUUGACUGGCUUGAGUUGGUUGAGCGGUUUCCGGAGGCGAUUGGUUUGUCUUUACAAGAGGAAAAGGCGCUACCUCGCUACGAUUCGGAAGAAGCUGUUACUAAGUAUGAUAUCAAUGUGCUUGAUUCUUCCCGCUUGCCCAUCCGUCAAAUUGUAGAAUGUGACGGGCUCGCUCGGUUUCCUGACCAAGCAGGACGACUGUGGGCGGGUUUGGCCACGUACUACAUCAAAAGAGGAGAUUUGGACACAGCCUGGAAUAUCUUUGAAGAGGGCAUGAAAAAGGUGUUGACUGUGCGUGACUUUACGCAGAUAUUUGAUGCAUACGCUGAAUCAAGCGAGAAUGUAAUUAGCUUUAUGAUGGAGGACCUGGAAGAUGACGAAGAGGAUGAAAAUGCGCCGCCGAAAGAAGAUCAAGAAGCCGAAAUCGAUCAGCGCAUGUUAGAAUUUGAGAAACUAAUGGAGCGUCGGCCCUUUUUGGUCAAUGAUGUUAUGCUUCGCAGAAAUCAGGAUGAUGUACAAGAAUGGGAAAAACGUGUGGUAUUGUGGGGUGAAAAUGAUGAAGAAAUUAUUGCGACCUACAAAAAGGCACUGGAGAUUAUCAACCCUCGUAAAGCUACAGCCAAUUUACAUCGGCUUUAUAUCCAUUUUGCUGAAUUUUAUGAGGACGGAGGAAGCCAGGGUCGUAAACAGCCUGGAUCUAUGGAACGAGAUGUCACGUCUGCUCGACAGAUAUUUGAACGCGCCAUUAAAGUUCCUUACAAGCGUGUAGAUGAUCUCGCUGAAGUAUGGUGCUCAUGGGCAGAAAUGGAACUCCGUAAUGGCAAUUAUAAUGAAGCACUGCGAGUUAUGGCACGGGCUACAAGCUCGCCAAGCAGUCAGAGUAAAAUUCAAAACGUCUCAUAUUAUGACGACUCUCUCUCGCCACAGACGAGAUUGUUCAAGAGCCUGAAACUCUGGUCAUUUUACACUGAUUUGGAAGAGGCUAUAGGCACGCUUGAAAGUGCCAAACAUGCGUUUGAUCGGAUUCUCGAACUCAAGAUUGCUAAUGCUCAGACCAUCAUUAAUUUUGCUCAGUUUCUCGAAGAGCAGCACUAUUAUGAGGAUGCUUUUAGGGUUUAUGAACGUGGCGUAGAACUGUUCACUUACCCAGUCGCAUUUGAAUUGUGGAAUGUGUAUUUGAGCAAGUUCGUUGCACGCUAUGGUGGAAGCAAGCUCGAACGCGCCCGCGAUAUGUUUGAGCAGGCUUUGGACAAAUGUCCAGCUAACCUUUGUAAGCCAUUAUACCUCAAGUAUGGCGAGCUUGAAGAAAAGUAUGGACUCGUGCGAAAGGCCAUGAGUAUUUAUGAGCGUGCCGCGCAUUCUGUUUCUGAAAAAGAUCGGUACGAAAUGUUCUUGUACUACAUUGCGAAAGCAGCAGCAAACUAUGGCUUGGUGGCUUCGCGACCUAUCUACGAAGCUGCCAUUGAGAUAUUGCCAGACCGCGAUGCAGUUUCGAUGUGCUUGCGUUUUGCUGUCCUCGAAAGUAAACUGGGUGAAAUGGAUAGGGCCAGGGCUAUUUACGCGCAUGCAUCGCAAUUUUGUAACCCCAAGACACAAACGGAGUUCUGGAAGGUAUGGAACAACUUUGAGAUUCAAAAUGGCACAGAAGAUACAUUCCGUGAAAUGCUCCGCAUUAAGCGCUCAGUACAAGCUCAGUAUAACACCGAUAUGGCUAAUGUUGCGUCAUCUGUGAUGGCAUCUGCUCUAUCAAGCGCUAAUGCAGCGCCUGAUGAUGCCGCAAGUAAGGUUACACCUUCUGAUCCGAUGGCCAUGGUUGAAGCACGGAACGCCAGUGCCAAAGCAGCAAGACCUUCUGCACCUGCCUUUGUCGCCGCAUCAAAUCUAUCACGACCCUCAACUGAAACUCAGAACAAUACUGAGGAAGUGGGAGGUGACGAUGAUGACGAGCUUCUGUAG